AUGGAAACAUUGGAACAGCUUGAGGACGGGGAAAUCACAAUGUUAUGGAUAGUUGGUACGCUGGCCUUGUACUUCAUAGCGACGCUGCGGUACAAUGACCCCGUGUACGGCAUGCAGUUCGGAGCGAAUCUUUUUGGUUUGGUGCUACGAUUCGGCAUUGCGACCGUGAGCGUAACUGCCACGUGUGUGAGUAGUGACGCCGUGUCUGGAACAGCACGGCGAACAGUGAUGGUGCUGUUGCGGUUGCAAGAUGGAGUUCAUCGGCUGCAUCGUCCGUCGACGUCGGUGGCGAGGUCGUUUGGACUGUCGGUGACGACAACGUCCCUAAUGAGGACGACGACAACUGUCACGAUCUGCGAUUUUCUGCGGCAGGCAGAGUUAGCACCGUUCAGGACCAUGUUCCAUUACCCUGAAGCACGAAGAGAUGAAACCGCCGUAGAAAACUUUUUUGGAACAACAGUAACAGAUCCAUACCGUUGGCUGGAGGAUCUAGAUUCACCUGAAACAGCUCGAUUUGUCGAAGAACAGAACGCAAUCACUAAACCUUACCUCGAGAGCUGUCCGGUACGAUCUCACAUCAAAAAUCGCUUGACGCAAUUAUGGAACUACCCUAAAUAUUCGUGCCCUUAUCGCCACGGCAACAAAUACUAUUUUUACCAAAAUACAGGGCUUCAAAACCAUAAUGUCAUGUAUAUGCAAGACACUCUCUAUUCUGAACCACAAGUUUUUUUAGAUCCAAAUACUUUCUCCAAAGAUGGAACUGUGUCACUUUCAAGAACUCGUUUUUCUGAUAAUGGGAAUAUAUUAUCAUAUGGGGUGAGUCGCAGUGGAUCGGAUUGGUUUACCAUUAGAUUUAAGGAGGUAUCUACAGGAAAAGUAUUCCCGGAAGAACUGAAAUACGUAAAAUAUUCUAGAAUGACGUGGACACACGACAAUAAAGGUAUUUUCUAUGCCAAAUAUCCAGGAAAAAUUAAAAAGCCUGAUGGAACAGAAGUGCUGUGUAACGAACAUCAAAAGUUGUUCUAUCAUAGAGUGGGGACCUCACAAGAUAAAGAUGUUAUGUGCGUGGAAUUUCCUCAUGAACCAUUGUGGAGGAUUGGCGCUGAAGUAAGCGACUGCGGUCGAUGGCUUGUAGUUACUCCUCAACAAGAUUGCAGUCUAAAUAUGAUUUUAGUUUGCGAUUUGCAUAAUUUACCGAACGGUCAAAUUACAGGACCUUUGAAUUUGUAUCAUGUAGUUGGCAAAAUGGAAGCAGACUACGAGUAUAUUACCAACGAUGGUGCAGAUCUCAUAUUCCGAACCAGUAGAGGAGCACCUAAUUACCGAUUAAUCAAAAUCAACAUUCUGAAUCCUGCCCCUGAGAAUUGGAAGGCAUUAAUACAAGGUCACCCCAGAAACGUCUUAGAUUGGGCGGCACCAAUACGCAAUGACAAACUUGUUCUCUGUUAUAUUUAUGAUGUAAAAAGCAUGCUGCAAUUGUGCGACAUGCGAACAGGACAAUGGCUGUACACGUUUCCCCUGGACGUCGGAACAAUCACAGGCUUCUCUGGCAAAAAGAAAAAUACUGAAAUGUUCUAUCAAUUCACAUCUUUCUUGAAUCCGGGCAUCAUAUAUCAUUGCGAUCUUACACAGAACACGUUCCAACCAACGGUUUAUCGGGAAAUAACGUUAAAGGACUUCAAUCCUACAGCAUACGAGACUCAGCAGGUAGUUUACACAAGCUGGGAUGGUACCGGUGUGCCAAUGUUUAUAGUGUACAGAAGAGGUAUAAUACUUAACAAAACCCGACCGUGCCUUUUGUACGGUUACGGGGGUUUCAACGUGAGCAUUCAACCUACGUUUUGUGUGGUUCGUCUGGUGUUCAUGCAACACUUCGACGGCGUUUUGGCCAUCCCCAACAUACGAGGCGGCGGCGAGUAUGGGGAAGCCUGGCAUAAUGCAGGUCGCUUGUACUUCAAACAGAACACCUUCAACGAUUUUCACGCAGCGGCCGAAUUCUUGGUUGCGCAGGGCUACACUUGCAAAGAGAAACUAAUAAUCCAAGGAGGUUCCAACGGAGGGUUGCUGAUCGCCGCGUGCAUCAACCAACGCCCAGAUCUGUACGGGGCCGCGCUUUGCCAAGUAGGCGUUCUAGACAUGCUUCGUUACCACAAGUUCACGAUCGGUCACGCCUGGGUGUCUGAUUACGGGAAUCCCGAAGAUCCGAGGGAAUUUCCGUUUCUGUUCGCUUAUUCUCCUCUGCACAACAUUCGACCUCCCGACGAACAAAGGGUGCAGUAUCCUCCCACUUUGUUGUUGACCGCGGAUCACGACGACCGGGUCAUGCCUUUGCAUUCGCUGAAAUUUAUCGCCGCCUUGCAGCACGCGGUGUGUGCAGCCCAUGACAAUGGGGGAAGUGUACAUUACUUCUGUGCCUCCUUUCAAUUAAUAUUUUUUUUUAAUUGGCCGCUGGCCGGGGGCUGCCUGCUGGGCGGUCUGGUGCUGGUGGCGCUGCUGCAGGCUGGCGUGGUGGUGCGCCUGGCGUCGCUCGCGCUGGCGCAUCUGCCCGCGCACUACAGCUGCUCAUCCUGGCGGAGACCUUCCGCGGGCAGCUGCGCGGCGGGGACGGACGCCCCGACCUCGAGGCGCUCUUAA
Molecule: messenger RNA, 2634 nt
Organism: Gryllus bimaculatus (two-spotted cricket)
Lineage: Eukaryota; Metazoa; Arthropoda; Insecta; Orthoptera; Gryllidae
Source: the annotation of a GenBank genome assembly